Molecule: messenger RNA, 5264 nt
Organism: Electrophorus electricus (electric eel)
Lineage: Eukaryota; Metazoa; Chordata; Actinopteri; Gymnotiformes; Gymnotidae
Gene: znf438
Product: zinc finger protein 438
Biological process (GO): positive regulation of transcription by RNA polymerase II; neurogenesis
Cellular component (GO): nucleus
Molecular function (GO): RNA polymerase II cis-regulatory region sequence-specific DNA binding; DNA-binding transcription factor activity, RNA polymerase II-specific
Source: RefSeq, a predicted model, not a curated record
CUGUACCGAAACAGUUAUGAAGAGCUGUCGUUCUUCAAAAGAUAUGAAUAUGUUGCAUGUUCCAAAUUUAUGAAGAAUCUUCUGAGCGAACAGGAGGGUAUUCUUGAAAGUUGCUUUUCUGUGGGAUCAGACUAGACAGGGCUUGCCUUUGCUCACACGCGCCUAGGUGAGCCUUGAGCGUCCAUGACCUUGUCAGCAGUUCAUCGGUUCUCUUUCUUUGAGACGACAGCAAUGAAACCCCACGAACAGCGAGUCAGUCCACUAAAAUCACACAUGCAAAGUGAGGGCCGCCCCAUGGCCCAGAUGAAGGCUCUUCAGUUCCGCAGCAUUGCGCCUAAAGCGCCAGCAGUGGGCUCAUCCGCUGCAGUGCUGUCCUCCUGCCAGCCCUCCUCCGUCCUCCCAGAGGCUUCUACAGCUGUGAGCCCUAAAUCCAUCCUAGUACCUGCACAGAACUACGCCCUCAUGCAGGUGGCUGGACAAGAGGGUACCUUCUCAUUGGUGGCCUUACCUCAAACGCCACCACAUCAUCAAAUCCAAAAGAACUUGAAGCUUCCGAUUCCCAGGUACCAGCCAAUGAGAAGCAAGAGAGGCCCAGAAAAAGCCAGUAUCAGGACACAGAGCCCAGCUAAGGCUGGUCCAGCUUCACAGACAAAAUCAGCUGAAGUACAAGUGAACUCUGCUCUGUCUGGUUUGGGUGAGAGUCAAGAAACAUCAUCUGAUCAGACAGUCAGGGCGGGCUCGGCUACUUCAUCUGAAGUCUUGCUUCCCGACAAUGCUGCCUUGUAUCCAGGGUCAGAGACGGAGCCAGCCUUGGAAAAAAGCAUGGAUUCCCUCCACACCCUCAGCUACCCCACUGGAGCCUCUACAGCCACACUUGUUGCUCCUGUCGGUAACAGCUCACCCAUCAAAGCCCCAGCAGAAGGAGCAACCUCCACAGGGAGUGCUAUUACCGUCCUCUCCCCCACCAUCUUCAGCAAAGCUGUUCAGAUCAUUCCCACUCCCCCCAAAGGCAAGCUCCCCAUCCUUCCUUAUGCCAAGGUGAAGAACUCCCUCCUGCCGUCCUCUGGCCUUGACAGCAGCCAGUCACCAGGGAGGGGCUCCAUUCUGGCCAAAACCAGCCUGAAAAGCCCUGCAGACAUCAAACUCAAGACCAUAGAUGACAGUGCCAGGAGCAACUGCCUCGUCCAAGUUGGAGAUGCCACUCACUCCAAGAAAUCCCCUGGCAAGAGGCGGGGGAGGAAGAGGAAAACCAUGGAGGACAUACUGGCCUUUGAGGCGAAAAAGAAGAGAUCUCUGUCAUUCUUUCGCAGGAGAGUCCCAGAGAAACCUCCCUCCGGUACCCAAUCUUCUGUGGUGGACAUUUCAAAGAAGUAUCGGAGUAUUCGCCCAAAGCCUAUUUUAGUGAUGGAAACCACUGUUCCCCAACUCAUACCUCUACCUUCAAUCUCAGCCUCGGAGAACCUCGACCAGGAGCUCAUCCUGGGGCAGCCGAUGACGGGGAAAUCCUUGUCCACCACCCGACCUGGCAUAGUGUCCAUCCAAGCCCCCGGCCAACAGCCUGUGGCUGACGGCAGAGGCGGGUUCUUGUACGUGGGCAGUCGCCAGCUGCACCGCUGCCCCACCUGUAGCAGGUGCUUCCAGUUCAAACAUCACCUGCAGAGCCACAUGAACAGCCACAGUAACCUGAGGCCGUACGGUUGCCCCGUGUGCAGGAAGGCCUACGCUCACUCAGGCAGCCUGAGCACACACAUGAAGCUGCACCAUGCCGAGGGGAGGCCUCGCAAGAGCCUGCGCUGCGAGUUCUGUGAGAAGGCGUUCGGCUACGUCGGGGUCUACUUCAGUCACCUGAGAGAAGUGCACAGAGUCAUACUCACCGUAGAACCAUCAAUCAGCCAGCACGAGGAGAACACACCUAUAGAAGGGUGUGCAGACGCGGAGGACCAGGCUCCGGAGCAACGCGUGGACCCCGUAGAGCUGCAGAUCAAGUGCGGCCGCUGCCAGGCCAUCACGCCCACGUUCGCCGACAUGAAGCUGCACCUGCUGUACGUGCACGGGGAGGAGGUGCAGGUGCGUCUGCGGGAAGGGGCUGUACACGGCGGCCGUGAAGCCGAGGACGAGCUGGUGAAGCAUGCCGCCCACUACUGGAGGCAGCUCAAUGAGCGGCGCAACCUGGUGCGCUGCGGCAGCUGCGACGAGGAGUUCUUCUCCUUCUCCAAGCUCAAGCGCCACCUGCACGCACACCACCAGGGGGCCACGGAGAGUCGAGAGGAACAGGAGGAAGAAGAGAAAGGAGAGAGAGAGCACAUCUCUGGGCAGUCGGCUAAGGCUGUGAGCCUUAGGGCAGGGGUGCACUUUAAUUGCAUCCUGUGCAGUGAGGUUUUGGAUAGGAAGCAGGACGUUCUGGAGCACUGGAGGGGGCGUCACAACUGUGAGAAACCAGCCGUGCUGUGGAAGUUCCUGGAUUCCAGAGAAGAUGACACACCUGCUCCUAGCCCAAAAUAGCAUCUUAUGCUAGGUAGUUUGACAAAUAUACCAUUUAUAUAAGUUAAAGCACAAAAAAACACACAGAAAAAACCAUCAGUAGACACCACCCCCUUUACUUUCAUAUUGUUUUGCACUGUUUUAAUAUUGUUUUGACAGUUUUUUUAUAUUGGUUUAAUUUAUAACUUUUUUUAUACAUUGACUUUUUUUUGUCAAGUUUAAUUCUUUUUGGGCAGUUUGAAGAUUCUGAUUGGGCAGUUUGAACAGUAUUUACAGUGUUUUAAGUAUUAGUUCUUUAGUUACUGAGCAUUGUUAGCAACAAUUUUCAAGUAAUUCAAUCACAAUUAAUAUUCAAUGUCCUUAUGAAUGCCAGUGAGCACAUGUGUUAAAACAAUUGUUUUUGUGAGUCAUAUGGUCAUAUGCAUUGAAUGGUAGCUAAACCACUUUUUGAAUGGCUCAGGCAUGUCUGACAAAUGCUUUAUUAAUAGAAAAUGCACCAAAUGUGAAUCAUCAUUGCUAUGCCAAGUCAUUGCAUGGUGCUAUGUAGCAUACAUAGAGGAGUCACUUUUCUGGUCUGUGUUGUAUUUUCAGCAAUGCAUCAACAUUAAAGGAACAGCUCAGCCAAACCUGCUAACGUGGCCACCAGGGAGCAAAUUCCUGUUCCAGCAUGGUCUCAUUUGCAUGAUACUACUAAUUGGCAGCUAUUAACUGAACUGUUUCUUCAACUACUUUAAUCCAGGAAUAGGAUCCCACUUACAUAAAUUAGUCUCAAAAUGAAAACUCCCGCUUCUAUCAGUCAAUUUGCAUGUUUCAUGAUGGUGCAAGCCUUCUUUGGUUGUGUGGAAGAGCCACAAAAACUAGCCCCCAAAAAGGGGAAUGAUUAUUUUAAAAUGCUCUUGUACAGUCACAAACAUAUUAGUAAAAUAAGAUAAGCCUACAUUAGCUUGAGUAGUAGUGUGCCAGCUGUAACUUCAGUUACUGUAAGAGAGGCGGAAGUUUGAGGUAGGCGGGCUCCUCCACAGUCCACGUGCCUUGAUGCACUGCAUAUUUAGCAAUUUACAAAUUAUAAAUGCAGUGCCCGUUGACAUGAUUUAUAAUUCAGAAAUUCUGAACCUUAUGACUGAACUUCAUUAUAGACUUGUUUAUAAACAAAAGCAGUAAGAAGUGACAUGGAGAAAAUCACUUUUAAUCAUGUUUAAAUUGGAAAUUGUUUAAAUGCCUCCUGUUCUUUAUCAGGUCUUAUUGUUAAACCAAAGUAACAAGGCAAGUGUUGGAGAAGUUGACAUUGCUUCAUUUGUGGUACGACAAAAGUAAAAGCAAAUGUACUCUCUCAUCCUGUGUCCUGCAGUAGCCUAUGGAAGAUCAUAUUUUCCACUGACACACCUAUUACACAUAGCUCUUAUUCAAAAAUCCCAACCAGAUUGUGUAAAACUCCAUGAAACAUGCAGAGAAUGUUUUAGAAGUUGGAAUUUUCCUUUAUGUUGCACAGUAGUGACUGUAAAAUGGUGCUGAUAUAAGACUUAUUUGCCACUACCCACAGCUUGGUAUACCUGUGGUCCUUGUCCUGAUUCUACACGUUAAUGCAUUGCAGCUAAUUCUGAGGUGCUUAUCUCAGUUAAGAAUUCCAUACUGAGAUCUUAAAAAAAAAAAAAAAGAAUUUUAUAUAAAUUUUACAAUCUAAGGCAACACAACAUUCUCUUUGCAAGUGUGCAAACAUGUCGUUAUUCAUUGUUGUGUUAGAUUAGAAAACCUUUCCCAAUUUAAAAAAUAUAUUUAUUUAGUAAUUUGUUUUUUCACUUCUUAAAGUUCCACAGGGUAAAAGAAUGUAUCUUGAAUGUUUCAAAACCCUACCAAAUGUUAUAUAUGUGAAAUAGAUUAUAUAUCUGUAAUGUACAAAUUUAAGUACAUUAAACAUAUGCAUACACAUAUAUACACACAGACACACAAACACACACUUUUUAUAUAUAUAUUUACAUAUAAGACAACAUAGUGAUCAUGCUGCUGUUGUAUCUCAUUACAGAAAAUGUUAAAGAUUUGAAAUCUAAUAUGUGGCAUUUUAAAUGUCAUUAGCAUAAGUUCCAGCUUUUGCAGUGUACUGAAAACACCUGUUCGCUUCUUGAGAAAACUGUGGGGCACAUUUUACUUCUAUUAUUAUUAUUAUUAUUAUUAAGUCAAACCCACCAACGAUGUUGUUGUCCAGGCUUAUUAACUAUAUCUAGAAACUGACCUGUGGUGUUCACCAAGGCACCAAAAACUUCUAGAUCUUUCACCAGCAUUUUCAUUUUUGAAUGGGUGGAACAAAUGCAUGAAUGCUGCCUUGCAGACUGUUUGUCUGACAAUCUGGAGUUUAGUGAAAGUGUUGGAGCAAGAGAAUCCUGACUGCAGUUAGCAAAGACUAUUAAGAUGUAAUGUUCAUCUUAAUUAGCACUCCUUUGUCCAAUGGUUCUCAUCUGUGGUGGAUUUCCCCACACACAACCAAGCUACACUAAAAUCAACAUUUUACCCUUUUAUGUUUAGAAUUGCUAUUUUUAAAUGACUCACUGUGUUAGAAUUGUGUGAAUAUUAUAUAUAAAAACUGUUGAGUGUCUCUAAAAGUGAGGUCUCACAUUAUAAUUUGCUUGUCCAUUACUAAAGAUCGUGUUCAUUUUUCCACUGUGAUAAAGAUUUAAGCCUGUUGUAUGUGGCUUUGGCCUCAUUGGACUUGCUCCUUUUUUUUUGUUUUAUUUUGUAAAGGGAAAUCCACAUAACUAGUGCCUCAAUAAAAAAGCAGUGUCUAAAUCUAA